Molecule: messenger RNA, 333 nt
Organism: Tetrahymena thermophila SB210
Lineage: Eukaryota; Ciliophora; Oligohymenophorea; Hymenostomatida; Tetrahymenidae
Exons: 1
Source: RefSeq, a predicted model, not a curated record
AUGAAGUAACAUUUUAAUUGGAUAAUCAAUCAGAAAAAGAAGAGAAUAUUUUCAAAGACAUAGCAAGUUUGGCUUAAAAUUUAAAAAAUGCUAAAAGUUUAAAUAUAAAAUUUGAUUUAUUAUCAAAAUAUUUAAUAAUUGAUGUAAAAAAAAAUUAAUAAGAAAGCAUAAUAAAAUUAAAGAUAUUUUUGGCACAAUUAUCAUUCUAUCUUCUUAAAUGUUUUAUUAAGUCAAUUGCUUUUAUCAAAGAAUUGGAAAAUGUGUUUAUUAAAAUUUAUUCAUAAACAGAUUCAAUGGAUAUUUAUAUGGACAAGAUGUAGCUUAGUGAGUUGA